GUAGGAUGCACGGCCUUCCCCUCAGCCUCCAGCGCCGAUCUGUCGCCGUCCCGAGCUCCUCCGACCGCCGCCUCGCCGCCGGCGCCCUUGAACCCGAGAGGAGCUAUGCGGGCUUGAUCUCCGCCGCUGCGCCACCGGCUGCCGCCCGCCGCCGGCCAGCACCACCUCCGAACCCCUCGGACCGACUGCUCCCGUCCUCGGCCGGAGCGCCCGCCGCCCGAUCGCCGGCGGCCAUCCCUAGCUCCCACUGCUCCGGUCCGGUUGAUGCUUCUUCCACAGACGAGAGACUGGCACCAUAUUUGUGCAGGUGGGUACUUCGAUCCGAAGUCGGUACAGUGGUGCACGCUCGGUGAUAUUCUUCUAUCCCUGUUCUU
This is a messenger RNA of Ananas comosus (pineapple), 374 nucleotides long. RefSeq lists its product as uncharacterized. The coding region runs from base 6 to 353 and encodes 115 amino acids. The record is from RefSeq and is a predicted model, not a curated record. NCBI's taxonomy places the organism in Eukaryota, Viridiplantae, Streptophyta, Magnoliopsida, Poales, Bromeliaceae. The transcript has 2 exons.